Molecule: messenger RNA, 5803 nt
Organism: Talpa occidentalis (Iberian mole)
Lineage: Eukaryota; Metazoa; Chordata; Mammalia; Eulipotyphla; Talpidae
Gene: CCN4
Product: cellular communication network factor 4
Exons: 5
Coding region: 364-1461 (365 amino acids)
Biological process (GO): signal transduction; cell adhesion
Cellular component (GO): extracellular region; extracellular matrix
Molecular function (GO): heparin binding; integrin binding
Source: RefSeq, a predicted model, not a curated record
UGGGAAGUAGCCUGCAGGGUGACCCCGGCUCCUGCCCGAGGGUUUCCCGCCCCAGUGAAACCCCAGCCCUGUGACUUUCCCUUUAAGAGCUGUCAGAGCCAGGAAGGCCGGCCAAGCCCGGGCUGGAGGUGGGGACAGAGGCAAGAAAGAAAAAAAGGGAGGCAGGAAAAGUUUUUUCAGAGGAAAAUGCAGGGUUUGUCCUUGCCCCUGACGUCAGCUCUCGCUUUCAUAAACCCCCCCAAGGGCUGCUGGAAGAGGCAUAGCUGGUGCUCCUGAUGGGCAAGCCAGACUGGACCCAGCUCCCCGCGAGGUGUCCGGCUCCUCUGGGCUGCGCGGUGGAUGCUUUGCCACUAACUUCCAGGCAUGAGGUGGUUCCUGCCCUGGAUGCUGGCAGCUGUGACAGCAGCAGCCACAGGCGGUGUCCCGGCCAUGGACCUCUCCCCAGCUGCUACAUCCAUGGCCUUCACCCCAGCACCUUUGGAGGACACCUCACGCCCCCAGUUCUGCAAGUGGCCCUGUGAGUGCCCACCAUCACCGCCCCGCUGCCCACUGGGGGUCAGCCUCAUCACCGAUGGCUGUGAGUGCUGUAAGAUGUGUGCUCAGCAGCUCGGGGACAACUGCACGGAGGCCGCCAUCUGUGACCCCCACCGGGGCCUCUACUGUGACUACAGUGGGGACCGCCCGAGGUACGCAAUAGGAGUGUGUGCACAGGUGGUCGGCGUGGGCUGCCUCCUGGACGGCGUGCGCUAUGACAACGGCCAGUCCUUCCAGCCCAACUGCAGGUACAACUGCACGUGCGUGGACGGCGCGGUGGGCUGCACGCCACGGUGCCUCCGCCAGCGCCCCCCGCGCCUCUGGUGCCGCCACCCGCGGCGUGUGAGUGUGCCUGGGCACUGCUGUGAGCAGUGGGUGUGCGACGACGACGCCAGGAGGCCGCGCCAGACGACGCCGCUGCACACGGGCGCCUUCGCGGCCGCGGUGGCAGAGCCCUGGCACCGGAACUGCGUGGCCCACACCAGCCCCUGGAGCCCCUGCUCCACCAGCUGCGGCCUGGGGGUGUCCACGCGCAUCUCCAACGCCAACGCCCGCUGCUGGCCUGCGCAGGAGAGCCGCCUCUGCAACCUGCGGCCCUGCGGCCUGGAGCUCCACCAGCACAUCAAGGAAGGGAAGAAGUGUUUGGCCGUGUACCAGCCAGCGGCGCCCGUCAACUUCACCCUCGCCGGCUGCGUCAGCACACGCUCCUACCGGCCCAAGUACUGCGGGGUCUGCACGGACCACAGGUGCUGCAUCCCCUACAAGUCUAAGACCAUCCGCGUCUCCUUCCAGUGUCCCGACGGGCCUGGCUUCUCCCGCCAGGUGCUGUGGAUUAACGCUUGCUUCUGCAACCUGAGCUGCAGGAACCCCAACGACAUCUUUGCAGACUUGGAAUCCUACCCUGACUUCUCAGAAAUUGCCAAUUAGGCAAAACCACGGGAUCAGGGAGCUGGCCCAGUGCUUGCAAAGACUCCCGCCCUCUCACACCCACAGUCAAGCCGCGGCCAGCCCACUUCCCGACCACCUCUAACUGCCCUGAUCCAGACCCUUGGCCCUGUACUGCCUCUGACCACCAGGGACCCAAGGGGGCAGCUUGGGCCCAGACUCUGGUCCCCAACUUGAAAGCACCCCACGUACACACCAAAGAAAGUGCCUCUCUUGAGCUGUCUGGACAAUUCCCCGAGUGGACCUGGCCUGUCCAGAUUACCAGAAGUCCUGCUGGUUCUUGCUCGAGUCACACGGAGCAGAAUCAACUUGACAUCUAAUAUUACCAAUUCCCUUUUAAUUUUAUUUUGUUUCUUUUCUUAAACGGAUUCCCUUUUUAUUUUAUUUCUUUUUUUUUUUUAAACUAACUCCUUCUUUAUAUGUCAACCACAGAUACUUUGUGUUCAUGGCACAAAUAGAUAGACUAUUUAGGACAGUGGAACAACCUCAGAAAGAACAGACAGUUGUGACCACAGUAUACUAGACUAUCUCUGACUUCUAGAUUUCUGCAUCCCUGGGUUACCAGAUAUUUGCCAAGUGGGAUGAACGGUUGCUUGGCUCUGAUUGUCAGUGGAAAAUUGUGUCUAUUGACCAGGGCAUCGUUGAGGUUACGUUUCUCUUCACUCACACACCAGGAAGGGUACAGAUGGUCUUCGUUCCAGUUGGAAAUGCAAUUUGAUAAAGCUCAUUCUUGUUCAUAGGAAAACCCAGCUUUCCAGGGUCAGAACGGGGCCAGCCAAUUUUCAGAAGGGCCAUCGGAGCCCAGCACCAAAUUUUCCUCCAGUCAGGGUCCCCUGCCUACUUGUGGGGGCAUGGGAGCUAGUAGGGCCUCCAGGAUGGCCUCUCUGACCCAGGACAGUGGUGUCCUGGGACAUUCCCCAGCUGCUUGGGAGACUCAGCUGAACUCCAGGUCAGACCUGCCUGAAAUGACAGAGGUGGUCCAGGCGGGGUGUGGGUCAGUCCAGAAAGUGGGUUCACUCUGUGUCUGCCUGGGGUGGCACAGCUCGCUGGACCCUGAACAUGUGUCUGUCUGCCACAGUGACCCGUUUCAAAGACUCGGGUCUGCAGACCCCAUCAAGUUUCCUGUGUGAAGACAGGGGUUUACCAGCUUUUUAGAAACAGAAGUCCAUGUAAUGGGGGCUAAAAGCCAAAAAGAGUUGAAGCUAAAAGAAAGAGACAGUUGUUACUAAGGGAAACAAGGCUAUUAUUUAUUUUAUUAGUAAAGUAUAAAUAUUUACUGUUAUAAUUUAAUUUAGUGCCUCCUGUGUGCCAGUCACUGCCUAAGCACAUGCCAGCAAGUUAAAAUGUCUCCAUCAUGUUGAAAGGCCUGUUUUGAUUUCUGCUCUUACAAGUGUGAAGUGGGAGUUCAGGAAGGUCAGGAAAAAUGACCGGUAUCACCUAGCUGGGAAGAUGGGAAUCAAAUCCAAAUUCAACUCAUUUUCUAACUUCUCCAUUGUUUUGAGAGCUUCCAAAUAUGUACAAUGAGGAAAAUAUAUUGAAAUAAGCGAUUUCUCAUUUUUGACUCUUAUUACUGUCUCUCUAGCCCUUUUCCCAGGAGAAGAGAGUAUCUGGCUUUCAGGUGAUUUAAGACAGUUGAGACCCAAAAAAUUAUGGGGUAGACAAAAGUCUAUCAAUCCCUACAUGUUAUCUUCCUCUUCAAAUCAGAACCAGCUCUCAUCCUGUAUUUAAAAGAUGAUUUUGUUUACACAAGCUUCAGAUUGAAACCAUGAGGGCAUUCUGUGUGGUAUGCAGAGGGACCCCUAAACAAAAUACUGAGCUGCUCAGAUAAGCUGGUGAAUAAAGGAAAUUUGCAUGUAUUCCUAUUUAAUUCAGAAGCUCUCUUCUCCCAAAGUUAUGUGACAAUAUCAUUUUUAUCAAUGAAACUUUCAUUGCUGUAGGAAAAGACACAUUUAAAGAAUGUCUAUUUUUGUAAAAAGAAAUCUGUGUGAAGAGAAUUUACCCCAGACUUCUCUAAAGUCUAUAUGGGUCAUGCUGGAUUUCCUUAGAGUGCAAACACCUGCCAUCUAUGCAUUUCCCUCUGGGCCUUGCUGAGCUAAGAGCCAACCCCUCUUAAAAUUCAGCAGAAACUCCAGAGCUAGGUUCAAACUGCACUUGCAUUCCAAAUUAGGAAACUGAGUUUUGCUUCACAGGAAGCCUGGUGGGGGGAGUUGGCGGCUGUGCUGGAAAUGGAUGGCCUGGGGUGGUGGGAUGGUCCAGAAAGGAUUUCUUUGGAGGAAUGAGCUACCGUGUGCCGGUGUCAGAGUGUAGGGGCAGGACAGGGCCACAGAGCAGGUUCUCUGAUCCAGCAGACCGGGUAAAGGAGGAGAGAGUCCUGGAGACCUCAGGGGUUUUCAGGCUUUUAUUGGGAUUUACAAGGCAUAUAGGAGGCAAGGGUGCUGGGGGGCCGGGAGGCUGGCAGGCCUCCCAGCCCCCAGCAAGACUUCACUCAGUCUGGGUUCUCUAGUUCCUCUGCUUCUGCUUCUCUCGGCUUCUCUGCUUCUCGUUCUGCUUCUCUCGGCUUCGGUUAGCAUUCCCGCCAUGCCGCCCCUAAAAGCCCAGUCUCAGCCCAGGUGAAUCCCAUCUACAUAGGCCCACACCCUACUCCAGGUGCCAGCCAUCAGGCAUGCAUUUGGGACCACAGGGUUCUGAAUUCUAUCCUAAUGGUGAGAGGGCAGAAAAGCCUGAUACUUGUUACCUUACCCUACACAGAGGCAAAGCCCCAGGUCUGUGUAGGGAAGGCGUGUGGACACGAAAAAGGCAGUCUCUCUGUGGCCCGCACAUGCCCUGGCUGCUCUCACUGCAUUAGCCUAGAGCGUCCCUAGCUCCAAGGCGCUGCAGACAUGAAAGUGGAGCCUCCCUCCAGCUAGUGCUGGCUUGGUGCUAAGUGUUUUGCUACAUUUUUAAUCAUAUUAAUCACUUCAACAAUUUUGAGUAAGCAUAUUGUCUCCAUUGUCAAAGAAGUUGAGAAAUCCCCCAAAAGUUUAUUCCACUCUUCUUUGCUCACAGAGAGGCUUCUAAGCAGAGGCUGGACCCUGCCUCUUGGAGACUCACAUUGGCAGGGAACCUGUCUGUGGCUGUGUCUCCAGUCCCUGGUAACCCCAGGGCCAGGUGGGGUCAUUACACCAAAGACACCUUAAUCUUCAGUGAAGAAAUUCACCUUAGUGCUUACAGUGACUCUCCCUGAUGUGCCUGGGAUAGGGAGAGGAUUCCUGCAGAUCCUGGUGAGUUCACUGAACCACCCAUGCUCAUCAUAAAUGUCCUGUGAGUGAGCGCUCAGCCUGUGCGAGGCCCUUAACAGCAUAUCUCAUUUAGCCUCCUAGUAACCCCCAAGAUGGCGGAUUCUCAUCUUUUGCUCAUUUUAGAGAUAAUACAGCUGAAGCUCUAGAGGGUUAGUCACUUCCUCACCUCUCACCACCUACUAAGUCCAGACCCGGAUCAUAAACCAAGGUGUGUCUGGCCCCUGGACCAUCUCUCUGGAGGCCAAGCACAGCUGGUCUGCCCCCCAAAUCAAGGGCAAGAGGUGCUUCACUGACCACGGCUGCAAUGUCAGCUGUGAACGUGACUCAGAGAGUGGUCAAGAAAGUCAUUCCCAAUGCCGUGAUUGUGUGUGACCUCAACACCAGCCCGUGCAUGCGCUGGAGGCACCCGUGUCCAGUAUGCUAAGUGAUGUCACUGCUUAUUCAAGGCCUCUCUUGAUGCAAACUGGCUGAGACGGUGACCGGCCGGCUGGGGCCCUGCCUGACUGGACAGGAGGUUUGUCGGUGUCCAGCCACACGACUGGACAGGAGGUGUGUCGGUGUGCGUGUCUGUACACGGAACGCCUUCUUCAAACUGUGCCUUCAUAUUUAAGUAUUCCAACUGCCAUUUUGUGACUACAAAAUACAUAUAAAGAAAUACCUUGCAAUUUCCCAAUAAAGGAAAAAUAGCACUCGGGCAAUCUGUCAUAUUUUACAUGUUCCUCGUUUUCCUCAUGAUUUGCGUCGCGUGGAACUUGUUUGUUCAACGUGAAGGGUUUUUAUUGCUCAAAUUCCCUGUUUAUAGCUCUCCUCCUCACAGCAAUAAAUCAUGUGCAAGCCGACUGACUGGAUAUGGUGGGGUUUUGUAUAUUCAGUUAUUACGAGGUGAUGAGCACCAGGGACCUUCAGCAAAUGUGCAGAUGGCAGCAAUUAAGCUCCAGAUAGUUUAGCUCUGGUGACAGAAACAGCUGAAUGUUUGGAGCGGGACUUAGAGAUCUGAUCCUGGAAUUCACAAGAGACGGAGCUCCAUCUGCGUCUGGGCAGGAAGA